CCCGAUUGUGGAAGUUGACUGAUAGGGUAGAAGCUCCCGUCGGGUGUUCCACUUUCGUGCAUCCCGGAGGAGUUCCGUUACCAUAUUUCUCCAGCUCAUAAAAUUUCUGGACCGAAUGCCUGCUGCGCACUUCGACAUGGCGAUAUUAUCAAGCAGUCCCUCCCGCUGUGCAACAACGCCGUUCGACACUCUACCCGACGAGCUGCUUUCGGCGAUUUUCGCGAAAGUCGUCGCGACUUCCACGAGCCCCGCGUGCAUAUCGCUCCUUCGCUCGACCUCCCGACGCUUCUACCACCUCAUGGCGGAUCCAACGGUGCUGCGGUCCGUGGCUCCGCGCGCCUUGCUUCCGCACCCUGCCGCGUGGGCAUCCAAAACGCCAUCCACAUCAACCCCCCCCUCCUCCUCACCAUCGCCAUCGUCGCCAUCGCCAUCAAUGUCAACACCUGCCGGCCGCUCUGCCAGUCGCUUCAUGCUCUUGUGCGGACUGGCGGGGAACGUUGACGCUCUCUUUCUGCUCGGCAUGAUCAAGUUUUACUGUCUGGGCGACAUGCGCUCGGGCGGGUGCCUGCUCGUGCGUGCGGCGGAGGAGGGCCACGUGGGCGCGCUGCACGCGCUCGCCACCAUUAACGCGCACGGCAGCGGCGGGGCCGCGGCGGACGCCAACCCCGCAGUCGCCGCGGAGGUGCUGUGGCACGCGGCGGUUCGGGGGAGUCGGGCCGCGUUGCAAGAGCUGGGCCAUUCGUACCUGGACGGCUAUGGCGUCGGGAAGAACGCGGCCCUGGGAGUGAGGCUGCUGCUGCUCGCCACGUCAUCAUCAACAUCAUCACCAUCCCCACCAUCACCAUCCCCACCGCUCUCAUCACCGUCCGUUUCACCUCAACAGCACCACCACCAAGACAGUCCCCGGGUUGGCUACAGCUCGCGCAUGGCUUCCCCAGCCGGCGGGCCUGCUGGCAGCAGCCCUCCAGACUCACCUAGGGUACUGCUGGAAGAAACUCUGAGUAGCCUAAGUGGAAGUUUGCACGAGAUGGUGUGCGAGUAUGAUUAUGGAGCAGAGGGAAUCGCAGGUGGGAGUACGAGCGGUGCUCAUAGUGGUGCGAUGCAGGCGGUGCCAGCAGUUGAAGGAGCCCUGGGGGAGAUACGUGAUGAUGGCCAGUUGACUCAGGUCGCUACGUUCACCGAGCAACUUGGUAGCACCGCCUCUGGCGAAUCUGCUGCCGUUGGAGAUGGUAGUAGUGGCCCUGUAUUGACCGCGACGGCCGGGUGGGAAGACAGCGGCAUAGUUGGGCAAUCUGGUGAGGACGUGGGAAGUGACUGUGGGCGGAAGGAAGGGCAAGGGCAAGGGCAAGUGCCGGCAGGGGCCGGGGAGUGUGUGUCGAUGCCACUGCGGUGCGUGGCAGAGGGAGGAGGUAGAGCUAGCAGAGGAAGGGGCAGCAGCAGGGGCAGCAGCAGCGGCAGCAGCAGCAGUGGCGGCAGCAGGGGCAGCAGGAGGUCGUUGCUGCCUCGUGGGAGCAGCCUUGGUGGUUCUCAACUCCCAUCCUCUGCACUGCCACCGACAACCGUGGUACCGCCGGCACUGCAGAGCAACACAGCUGGCACAGCAGCAGUGGAACAUGUGCAUGCAGCAACCGUUCCGGGUCCCAACUGUGAAGCUGAGGCUUGUGCUGGGGCUUGCGCUGGGGCUUGCGCUGAGCAGGUCAGCUCUCUCCUUGUCUCUGUCAUCACCUGCCAAGCCGGCUGCCAUUUGACCGUCUCCGUCACACGGAACGUUUCCCUAGCGCCAGUGCAGGAAGUGGCCACUAUUAGCCUCUUCUCGCCCCAGGAGCAAGGCACGUUUCAGCAGGAGCAGCUGCCGCACCAGGUGAUCGUCCCGUUCAUGAGAGAGUGGGUGGCGCUGUUUGGACUUCCCGAUGGGCAGCAGCUGUGUGCCAACUCGGCGUGCAGCCGCCUGGAAACGAGGCCGCAUGAGUUUCGUUGUUGCGUGGUGUGUGAAAGGGCGCCUUACUGCAGCCGCACAUGCCAGGUGGCGGACUGGAAAACAAGGCACUUCCGGGAAUGCAUCGCCUUUCACACCACGUCCCCGUCUUUUAUGUAACUUAUGGCGGAUAGUCCAAGAAUAUGAGUUCCUUUGAGAGAAUGCAUGUCUGGUGUGCAUGUGGAAGGGGUGAGUCAGUUUAAGACAGUCAGGCCCUCAGAUAUGAGGAUUCUUUUCCUGAUAUUGCUUAUUUUCAGGGU
Messenger RNA from Closterium sp. NIES-67, 2235 nucleotides. The record is from the annotation of a GenBank genome assembly. NCBI's taxonomy places the organism in Eukaryota, Viridiplantae, Streptophyta, Zygnematophyceae, Desmidiales, Closteriaceae.